Messenger RNA from Monomorium pharaonis (pharaoh ant), 1758 nucleotides. RefSeq names its product ras-related protein Rap-2a. The transcript is spliced from 5 exons. Bases 447 to 1271 code for a protein of 274 amino acids. NCBI's taxonomy places the organism in Eukaryota, Metazoa, Arthropoda, Insecta, Hymenoptera, Formicidae. Gene Ontology annotation, molecular function: GTP binding; GTPase activity. The record is from RefSeq and is a predicted model, not a curated record.
ACCGAGACCGGACAGAGCUAGCUCGCCCGCAUUGCCGUAUUCGUCUACCAGCGUGUCAGGUCUAUUCGGCGAGCCAUUUAGGGAACGCAUAUUCGGGGUCGGGGUGUUUCGUCCACUUGUCGGCUCGCGAAAAGAGUUCCGAUUUCGACGGUCGUCACGUUGUUAGAGGGAUCGCUGCAGGUCCUCAACAUCGUCGAUUUGAAGAAUCGUUUUCCCGCGCUUGGCACGGAAUCCACUUUCACCUGUUAAACGCCACUCUCUCUCUUUCUCUCCCCCUCUUUCUUUCAACGUGACCUGUUUGCACGUGUACGUCGAGUUGUCCAUUGUCUCUUGUUGCUCUCUCACAGCGGAAAUCGAUCGCACUUCGGAGUCGACGCCGGACUGAAAUUCUGAUUACCCUCGUAUAUUCGUGCGGCUCCAUUCUGGAAAGAAAUCCCACGUUACAAAUGAUGAAAGGGCGUCAUCAGUUUCGCCGUCGCUUCAGCUUACAACCUUCGGCGCACAUGAAAGAAGGACAAGAGGAUGGACCAACAAAGAAUGUUAGAAAUGAUAGGCUGACAGAGACGGAUAGCGGCGGUGGAAAGUCAUCCGAGAGCUCGAUUAGGCACAAAAUCGUGGUGAUGGGCGCAGCGAAAGUCGGCAAAUCAGCGAUAAUUAACCAGUUCCUUUACAACACCUUUACCCCGAAAUACAAGCGGACCGUUGAAGAAAUGCAUCACGGGGAUUUCAAUGUCUCCGGGAUUCACUUGACUCUCGAUAUUCUUGAUACGUCCGGCUCAUACGAAUUCCCAGCGAUGAGAGAUCUUUCUAUCAAAUCGGCCGAUGCCUUCGUUCUGGUCUACGACGUUAACGACUCUAAUACGUUUCUCGAGGUCAAAACCCUUCGGGCCCAGAUACUCAGCACGAAAGGAGCCGUUCCAAUAGUAGUUGUUGGCAACAAGAUUGAUCUUGUAGAGACAGAACAAGAGGUGGAAACUGAGAGUACAAGAGAGCUUGUAACCGUGAAAUGGGAAAAUGGUUUUGUGGAAGUAUCUGCGAAGGAAAACUUAAACAUCUCUCAAGUGUUUAAGGAGCUUCUUAUCCAAGCCAAGCUAAAGUAUAAUCUGAGCCCGGCACUACAACGUCGCCGUCGGCAAUCCUUGCCACCUCCACAGCAUCUGAACUCGCGGAGCAGCAGCAGUACCCAUGUGCCAUCCCCAGCUCAGUUGCAACAUUUGCAACAAAUUCGCGAGCGCUCCGAUUCCAAAAGAAACUCCUGUAUUUUGUCGUAAGGCGAAAACCCUUCGGCGCGUUGCCGCGAAAAAUAUUUUUUAAUAAUUCCAUUGAGUCGACACCGAAUCAGUUGACGCGUCUAAUUUCAUAAAAUUCUUCAAUUGUUAUAUGGCAGGCAAUUAAUUGACCAGAUUUUACUUGCAGACUAUGGAUAUGAUAUAGACUUUGGAAAUUUGAUUACACAGAAUUUAGAUAACUUGCGUAAAUCCGCGAAAAAUAUAGCAACAAUUCGAUAUUCAUUCAUAAACUAUCAAUUAUAAAAUGUUUAAGGUCACAAGAAUACACUUAUUCAGAAAAGUUUUGUUCUCUCUUUCUCUCUUUGAUGUCAUUGUUUUCAUUUAUGGACCUUCUAUGGACCGAGCAAUGAAGCAUAAGUUUUAACGAAGAACAUAAACGUUGCAUAUUAUGUAAAAAUAUAGAUAUUACAAUAUUAUAAAUCGGAUGAUAAAAAUGAUAACUAAUACUAAAUCAAAAAUUAUACAAAAA